AUGGAAGAAAGUCAAAGAGCCUUGGUAGUGGACUCCUAUGUUCUGCUCGUUGCACAAAAAGAUGAUUCACAAUACAAGGGACUGCUAUCGCUUCAAUCCUCCAUUGGACCGCCCCUCUCGUCAGGAACGGAGAAGAUUAACAGGAAGCUCGGCGACUGGACGUGCGGGUCCUGCGACCACCUCAACUUCAGUCGCCGCGACUCGUGCCAGAAGUGCGGCGACCCACGGAUGAGCGCCGGCGACCCCCGCUCCGACUAUACCAGCUUCGGCCGCCGCGGCGGAGGCUCCUCCAACGGAUUUGGCGGCGGCGCCGACGUCCGCCCCGGCGACUGGUACUGCGCCUGCGCAGCCCACAACUUCGCCAGCCGCGCCACCUGCUUCAAGUGCGGCGCGUUCAAGGACGACUCCUCGGGAAGCGGGAGGUUCGACGACGACGCGAGAGAGAGCUCCCGGGGGCACGGCGGCAGACGUGCCGGGUGGAAGUCCGGUGAUUGGAUAUGCCACAGAUCUGGUUGCAAUGAGCACAACUUCGCAAACAGAGUGGAAUGCUUCCGCUGCAGUGCACCAAGAGAAUAUGGUAAUUACAUGAUCAUAUAUGUUAUAUCAGUCACUGAAUUUAUCCAAUUUUUCCCCUCAAAGCACUGGGCUUUAAGCUGUGCUGGGACAGAGACACAGAGUACUGCAGAUGGAUUAAGAUUUUAA
Messenger RNA from Zingiber officinale, 702 nucleotides. RefSeq lists its product as uncharacterized. Bases 1 to 702 code for a protein of 233 amino acids. Gene Ontology annotation, cellular component: cytoplasm. The transcript has 4 exons. Lineage: Eukaryota; Viridiplantae; Streptophyta; Magnoliopsida; Zingiberales; Zingiberaceae. The record is from RefSeq and is a predicted model, not a curated record. Gene Ontology annotation, molecular function: mRNA binding.